Messenger RNA from Anthostomella pinea, 1038 nucleotides. The record is from the annotation of a GenBank genome assembly. Lineage: Eukaryota; Fungi; Ascomycota; Sordariomycetes; Xylariales; Xylariaceae.
AUGAGCGAGCAGCGCGCCCUCGAUCGUGCGUGCCGCGAGGGUAGCAGUCGAAGCAGCAGAUUCACACGGACAGCAGCCUCGAUUCGCCCUAUCCCUCGAGCUUCGGCUAGCGCUGAUAGUGUGAUGUCCUCGGCUUCCCGAACAAGGCAACAGGAGGGCAUCAGUGAAUGGCGGGAGAGAACCGCUCGGAUCGCUCGUACUGCGAGUCAUGAGGCGCGGAGCCAUCACGAGCAACAAGAACAACCGUCUGAGCAGCGCCGUGGGCAUCGUGAGGAGCGGCCGCAAGUGCGACGGCCUCGUGUACACCACCAGGAACACCGUGUGCACCAGCCCAGCUUCGAGUCUCUGCGUAGCAUCUCGAGCUCUGACGAGGGCAAAACCAAGUCAAGCUCGAAAAGGGACCGGUCCGGGGCGCAGUCUAGUCUGAAGUACUUGGUCCGGGGCUUCCUGAAGGCAUGUCGGGGCACGAAAGACGAGGGGCGCAAGGCCAGCGCGGACGGCGAUCCAUUCUUCCCCUCGCCACAGGUGACCUUCCUCAUCGACCAACUUGAUAACCUGGUCUGCCAGAUCUGUGUAGUGACACCGCUGAAGAUGGCGAUCAGUGCUGAGGAUGAGACCGAAACGAUCCCGGCAUGCUUGCCGUGUGGUCAUCUAGCGUAUCAAGGCUGUAUGAGCUCUUGGCUAGACUUGCACAGGAACUGUCCCUUCUGCAGAGAGAAGAUGGUCUACGGCGGAUGUGGACAUGGUGUGAAGCCUACCCUCAUCGCCCACGACACCAUCCACUCGCUGCCGCGGACUCUGGCCCCAGGGGGUACAAUUGGUAACAAGUGCCACCCUUGCCGCGACAAGGAUCGUCGAGAGUCUGCACUCAAGAAGUGGCAGUCGUAUGCCGAGACUUUCAAGGCUGCUCGUGCUGAAUUCGAGCGUCUCGCCACCGAUGAAGCGAAGGAGGCCAUGGAGGUCGCUCUUAAGCGGCUUGAGCGUGCUCCGAAAGAUGUCGCGUAUGACACCCUCGCUUCUAGUCACGCCACGUGGUAA